Molecule: messenger RNA, 3744 nt
Organism: Chara braunii
Lineage: Eukaryota; Viridiplantae; Streptophyta; Charophyceae; Charales; Characeae
Source: the annotation of a GenBank genome assembly
UAGUGUGUCCGGGUAAGGCUACGUGGUGAGGAGUGGGACCCUUGUCGUGCACCAACACCACGAUGGACGACUACCCGAUGUAUGGGUUGCUGGUUGGGUUCUCCCUCUGGGGGACCCUCUGGCGUCUCCUCUUUCCUCUGGGAUUUUGGCAUACCUUUGCGUGUAGAGUAGGGCCCACUCGAGGUGGUACCGCCACCAAACCAUACACGAAGGAGGAGGAGGAGAAGAUGGCCGCCAUCCUGCAGGAGAGAAAGGAGAAGAAGGAGGCCAAGAAGAAGGCCUUGAAAGAGGAACAGGCGGCCAAACUAAAGAAGAUGGAAGAAGAGAUGUCCAGGGAGAAAGAGAGGUUGAAAAAGGAAGAAGAAGAGAAGUUGAAGGAGGUGGAUGAAGAAGAGGAAGGACCGCCACUGCAAAAGAGUGGGCAGCACAGCGACAGCAGCAGUGAUGAGAUGGAGAAGAAGAUUUCGGAGUGGGUCGCCAACUUAUCCCUGGGUGAGGAGGAAGAGGUUGCUAUGUACAUCCCCAAGGAUGAGCAAGAAGCCGCCAUGAAGAAAUUGGAAGCAGAAGAAGAUGUUUUGACGCGGCGGGUGAUGGAGGAUAAACAGAGGAUGGCGUGGAAGCUCGCAGUGAUGAGGGAGAAGAAGAGAAGAGUGGAGGCGGCGAAUGCAGCAAUUCAAGAACUAGCGGAGGUGAGGACUGCCUUAACAACACAAUUGACUCCGCAAGUAGAUCUCCAACGCAAAGUGGAGAUCAUCGCCCAGAGCGUUGACCGGUUAGCUAAAGUGCAAGAAAAGCACUAUGAGUUUAGUCGCAGCCAGGAGAUAUCCGUGCGUUCGAUGCGAACGGGAUUACGGGAUUUUGCUCACGAAUUAGUAGGCGCUGUGGGAUCCGAGGUGAGUCAUCGCCUCGAGAAUAUUGAGCGUUUUUGUGUCGGCGCCAUCAAAGGCGUCAAGGUGGUCGCUCCCAAGGAGGAGGAGGCCCGUCCUCGCAGGGAGUCAGUCAAAGUCAAAUUCCCUGAUUCCUAUAGUGGGAAAAGAGAAGAGAACUUUGACAAUUGGGAGGCCAAUGUUAAGACCUAUGUGCAUUUGCAACAGGUCUCCCCGGAUCACCAGGUCUUAAUUGUGAUCCAUGCACUUAGAGACGAGGCCGCUAGUUUCGCGAGAUCCCUUGUUCGUGCUGCCAACUGUAGUGACGAUCCAGUUGCGUACUCCUCGUUUACGUCCCUCAUUGAAUUCUUGAAGCUGCUGCGCGAGCGAUUCGCUAAUGUUGCCCGUAGUGUCAAAGCCUCAGAUAGGCUUCAGACAAUACACUCGCGCCAAUGGAAGAGUGCAAGGGCACUCAAGGGCACAAUGGAUGAGUUGGUGGCUGUUCCUGACCAGAAGGUCACGGAAACCCAGUUGGUCAACCUUUUCUACCGGGCUAUGCCCGAAACGCUGCGUGGUCACUUCUUUGACAAGAGUCAGGACCCUGCUAUGACUUAUGAUAUACUUAGCAGGGAAGUGGUCGCGUUCGAGGCGAAGUCUGCGUCGAUUUCCACCUUCUGGCACAAAGAUUUAGACAAGGGCAAAAAGUGGAAGGGCCGCACUAUCUCAGGGCAAGUCAAGACCAAGGAUAGCCUUGUGCUCACUUUAGAUGAGGGUAGUGUGGACGAGAUCCCCUACGACCAGAUUGAAUGGGGGUUCGAGGAGGAGGACAGUAGUGUGGGCCAGGGGAGGACUUACGCGGCUGGAGGGAGGCAGCAAGGAGGACGAGGCCAAGGCCAAGGGGGCCGGGCCUCAGGGAGCCGGUUCCAGGGCGAUCAGGGGGUUGGCGGCAGAGGAGGGAACCACCAAGCGGGAGGCGUGGCGGAAGAGUUGAAGAAGAGGAGGCCCGUCUGGGCCAAGAUGAAGAAGGAGAAUAAAGGGCAACUGAUUUUAUUAGAUGCAGAGAUUUUUAGAAGUAGAGUAGGGGCCCUAGUAGACUCAGGGGCCACCCGCAGCUAUAUUAGUAAGCAAGCGCUGCAGAAGUUGAGGCUGGGACUUAAGGUCCAGAAACUGACAGACCCCAUAGUUAGUAUCCUCGUGGACAAUCGUACCAUGGUUGUAGAGGAUUACGUAGAGGGAGUUCAGACGUAUUUUCGCCUAGAGAAAGAUGGGAAGGUGGAGAAGGUCCUCCACUCCCUGACUCUCCUCAUAGAGGACAGCCUCCCGUUUGAUAUAGUAUUGGGAAUGGAUUGGGGAGAGGCAGACGGGGCAACGCUCCAUCUGAAGGAGCACGAGUGUAGACUCCCUAGUUCUGCAGGCGAGGCUAAGACUGCCCGCCUGUUUCAUGUGUCAGGAGUAGAGAAUUCCUUGGUACAUUGCUGCCUUAGUGCCCCUGCGUUCGCCAGAUUGGUGAAGAAGGAGAAAUUAGAGGAACAGGUCUUUGUUGCCUAUGUUAGGCCCGUCACUGAGCCUACRGAAGAGAAGCCGAUGGACCCUGCGAUUGYCAAGCUGCUGGAGGAGUUUAAGGAUUUGACYRAGCCGCCGACAGGCACGGUGCCGCGGCCCAUCCAGCACCGUAUCGAGAUAGAGCCUGGCAGUAGAACUCCUAAGGGUGCUGUGUAUAGGAUGUCCCCGCGGGAGUUAGAGGAGCUUCGCAAGCAAUUAGACGAGCUCCUCGAGAAGGGUUGGAUUAGGCCCAGUUCGUCUCCUUUCGGAGCGCCUGUUCUCUUUGUUCCUAAGAAAGAGGGAGAGCUGAGAAUCAUAGGCGCAGUAUUACAACAAGACGAUGGCAAUGGGUAUAGACCCGUAGAGUUCAUGUUCGCUAGGAUGCCUUCAGAGAAGGUUGCGACAUCUACCUAUGAGAGGGAACUCUACGCUCUCAGGCAAGCAUUAGACCACUGGAAGCACUACUUGCUUGGGAGGCACUUCAAAGUUUAUUCGGACCAUGAAACGUUACGGUGGUUAAAGACCCAGGCCAAGAUGACACCUAAGCUUACUAGGUGGGCCGCAGAGAUAGAUCAGUACGACUUCGAGCUCAAGCCUAUCAAAGGGAAGUACAACGUAGUCGCGGAUGCUCUGAGUAGGAGAGCAGAUUACUUUGGGGCAAUAGUACAUUACCUCGAUAUAGGAAAGGAUCUGCAGAAGAAGGUUAGAGAAGCCUACGCGCAGGACCCUAUCUAUAGUGAGCUCCUCAUGCAAGUCAAGGGGGCCCCAGAGACCGAGCCGAACUAUCGCACUACUGGAGGGUUACUCUUCGAGAAGACUAAUGUCUUUGACCGCUUGUGCAUCCCCAAAAGCGAAGAGAUCCGUAGUCUGAUUAUGGGGGAAUGUCACGACACAGAGGGUCAUUUCGGUUGGCAAAAGACUUUGGCCAAUCUGAUGCGCGCGUAUACCUGGCCAGGGAUGAAGAAUGACUGUGUAGAGUAUGUUCGCAGUUGCAAAGUCUGCCAGCGUAAUAAGAGUUCUACGCGCGCCCCGCUAGGUCUUCUCAGACCCUUGCCCAUUCCGGAUCAGCCGGGAGACUCAGUGUCAAUAGAUUUCAUGGACACUCAAGUCAAGAGCAGGCAUGGCAAGAGCCAAGUCAUGGUCAUAGUUGACCGCUUUAGCAAGUACGCAGUUUUUGUUCCUUUGCCUUCUGAGGCGCGUACUGAUUUAGUCAUACAGAGGGCUUCUCAAAUGGGAGUUUUGGGAGGGACUCAUGAGGUUGACGAUUGUUCACCUGAAAAGAGGCCAAAUUGUCAUCAGCAAAAGCCCUGAUGAAAUGUGCACCAGCUUCCGACUG